Messenger RNA from Dentiscutata erythropus, 491 nucleotides. The record is from the annotation of a GenBank genome assembly. NCBI's taxonomy places the organism in Eukaryota, Fungi, Glomeromycota, Glomeromycetes, Diversisporales, Gigasporaceae.
GAAAACAGCUCGAAGACGGCCGCCUCCUCUCCGACUACAACGUACAAAAAGAUUCCACCCUCCAUCUAGUACUCCAUUUGAGGGGGCUACCCCCACCCGAGGCUGAACUCAAAGUCAUCUCCAGGAUCCCCUUCGUAAAGCAGACUCUCCAGAAAGAGCUCCAAAUCAGAGUCCACUCUAGUCUGUCUGGAAAGAUUGGAUGCCACUUGGGGUCGCGCCCCCCGGCCCUAAAAUCGGAAUCAAGCUCUUGUGACAAUACAAAAAGCCGUCCCAUCGGGGUAGUUAGUCUGAAUGCCAAACUCGAACGUCAAAGAAUCUCUCUGUUUUUCGAUCCGAUGAAAAGCGCCAGCCAGGCGAAACUUCAAAUGCUCCUCAUGUAUGAGGAGACGGUCAUCCAGAUAAGAGAACCCGCAAAGAUUGAGGAACCAAACGGCCGUCUUGUGUUUCGUGAACACAUAGGGGUAGUCGAGCCCGCUCAUGGUCCUGGAUAG